Molecule: messenger RNA, 543 nt
Organism: Entrophospora sp. SA101
Lineage: Eukaryota; Fungi; Glomeromycota; Glomeromycetes; Entrophosporales; Entrophosporaceae
Source: the annotation of a GenBank genome assembly
AUGAUUUAUGAAGCUAAAGUGCUAGAUGUAGAUUAUUUGGAUCAAAAACACCCAAAAUCAGAUGUUUCCGGACCACAUUAUUUAAUACAUUAUAAAGAACCCAGAGUUUUAAAAUUUAAUGAAACUAAUUUAUCAAAACGAAAACAAAUCGAAGAAUCAUUUAAUAAAAAAAAUAAAGCAUCAACAGGAAAGAAGAGAAGAAGAGAACAAUCGAUUGAUAAAGAUGAAAUUCUCAAGAAACCUAUAAUAGCAAUUCCAAUACCUGAAAUGCUAAAAUCCAUAUUAGUUCAAGAUUGGGAAAAUAUUAAUACAUCACAAUUAAGACAACAAUAUAGAGAUUUGAAAAGUAAAUUUGAUAAAUUGGAAAGUUCACAAUUAUAUGGAGCUGAACAUUUUUUAAGGUUAUUUGCUUUAAUAUCAAGUUCUAAUGUAGAAGAAGAUACAUUGACAACAAUAAAAGAUCACCUAAUUGAUUUCUUAAAUUUUCUACAUGAAAACCGAAAAACUUAUUUUUUGGAUGAGUAUCAAAAACCUCAAUUUUAG